Molecule: messenger RNA, 995 nt
Organism: Carica papaya (papaya)
Lineage: Eukaryota; Viridiplantae; Streptophyta; Magnoliopsida; Brassicales; Caricaceae
Source: RefSeq, a predicted model, not a curated record
UAAUUUCUCUUCUUCCACACUGCAUCGUUUCCCCUAUUCUUUCACCUUCUCAAAUUUCCCAACACCUUUUUAUCAUUUCUUACCAAAAAUAAACAAAGACUAAUUCUCCAUCUUCUCCUACCCAAUUUUUCUUUUUAAACAAGCUAUUACCACCGUUAAAGUUAAUCAAUUCUUAUCACCACUAUGUCAGCUUCAGCUGCUGAUCAAGAUCAUGUAGCUGAUCAAGGUAGUUCCUCUCGAUCGACCUCUGCGGCUAACAGCCACCAGUCGCAGCCGCAGCCGGCUCCGCUCAGCCGUUACGAGUCGCAGAAGCGUCGAGACUGGAACACCUUUGGACAGUACUUGAAGAAUCAAAGACCUCCAGUUUCAGUUUCUCAGUGUAACUGCAACCAUGUUCUUGAUUUCUUAAGGUACCUUGACCAAUUUGGCAAGACCAGGGUUCACCAUCAUGGCUGCGUCUUCUUUGGCCAACCUGACCCACCCGCACCUUGUGCUUGCCCUAUGAAACAGGCGUGGGGAAGCCUCGAUGCGCUUAUCGGACGCCUUCGAGCCGCCUACGAGGAGCACGGUGGAUCUUCUGAGACGAACCCUUUUGGGAACGGAGCUAUCCGGGUUUAUUUGCGUGAAGUGAGGGAGUGUCAGGCUAAGGCUAGAGGGAUACCGUAUAAGAAGAAGAAGAGGAAGAAGAAUCAAAUCAAGUCAAUUGAUGAAGCAAAGUCGUCUAAGCACUCGACUUAGAAUCUCUUCAAUGGAUAUUGGAAAAUCUAAGAGAGCGAUGGGAUAUAUAUAUAGACAGACUCAUCGCAAUUAUGCAUGUAUUCAUAGGGAAAAAUGUCAAACUUGAAAUACUUCAUGCAUACCCUCUAGACUUCUACUUCCGAAUUUUAAAUGCUUGUUCCAUUUCUGAGUUAUAAGCCUAGCAAUAGAUAUAUACAUGUAUGCAUAUAUCAUACUUAUACUGUUUUAAUAGAAACCAAAUUUCAUGUUUUAUGCAA